AUGUACAUCAAUUUUGGUAUGAGGGAUGAUGCACUUAAACUACUUUGCAAGAUGCAAUAUAGAGAUAAUGUCUCAUGGAAUUCAAAUAUAGCAGGUUACUCUCAGUGUGGGCUUGCUGAGGAAGCUAUGAAAUUAUAUUCCCAGAUGUUGCUUCAUCCUGUCAGGCAUGAUCAUUACACAUUCUCUAGUGUUCUCCGAUGUUGUGCUAAGCCAGCAACAUUACAAUGGGGCAAACAGAUUCAUGUUUCAAUCAUCAAGCUUGGUUUCAAAGCACAUAUGUUUGUUGGUAGUGCACUGAUUUACAUGUACUCUAGGUGUGGUAUCAUAGAAAAUGCUUCAAGGGCGUUUGAUGAAGCUUCAAAAAGUGGUCCAGUUACAUGGAAUUCAAUUAUAUUUUCUUAUGCACAACAUGGACAAGGUGAAUCUGCAAUUGAUGCCUUUAAAUUAAUGCAGGAAGUAGGCAUAAAGCCAGAUCACAUCACCUUUGUUGGUAUUCUAUCUGCAUGCAGUCAUGUUGGUUUGGUUGAAGAAGGAUCAUACUACUUCAUGUCUAUGGAUGCUAAGUAUGGUAUUAAACCUCGGAUGGAACUUUUUGCAUGUGCAAUCGAUCUUUUUGGUCGUGCUGGGCUGCUGGAGAGAUCAAAAUUAGUCAUUGAUUUGAUGCCAUUUAAGCCUAAUGCAAUGAUAUGGAAGACCUUGCUUGGCGUAUGCAGGGCUCAUCAAGAUAUAGAUUUUGCCAAAAAUGCAGCAAGUUUCUUACUAGAAUUAGAGCCCAAUGAGGAUGCAACAUACAUCCUCCUUUCAAAUGUGUUUGCUCUUCAUGGUGAAUGGGAUGAACUAGCACAAUUGAAAAGGGUGAUGAGGGAGAAAGGCCUAAAGAAGAUGGCUGGAUGCAGCUGGGUGGAGGUGAAAAACGUAGUGCAUACAUUUAAUGCUGAAGACCGCUCACAUCCUCAUGCGAAAGAGAUAUAUGAGAAGCUUAAGGUAUUAAUGAAGCAGAUCAAGGGGAUGAGUUAUGUUCCUGAUACUGAGUUUGUGUUGCAUAAUCUGGAUGAAGAGACUAAAGAGCAUCAUCUUUUUUACCACAGUGAGAAACUCGCUGUGGUGUUCGCAAUAAUGACUGUUCCAAAAGGGGUUACAAUUAGGAUAAUGAAGAAUCUUCGUACUUGUGGGGAUUGCCAUACAGCUUUCAAGUUCAUAAGCAAAGCAAUUGACAGAGAGAUAGUAAUGAAAGAUGCAAAUCGCUUUCACCAUUUUGAAAGUGGCACUUGUUCUUGA
Molecule: messenger RNA, 1278 nt
Organism: Nymphaea colorata (pocket water lily)
Lineage: Eukaryota; Viridiplantae; Streptophyta; Magnoliopsida; Nymphaeales; Nymphaeaceae
Product: pentatricopeptide repeat-containing protein At4g02750-like
Exons: 1
Coding region: 1-1278 (425 amino acids)
Biological process (GO): RNA modification
Molecular function (GO): zinc ion binding; RNA binding; protein binding
Source: RefSeq, a predicted model, not a curated record